This is a messenger RNA of Scleropages formosus (Asian bonytongue), 2575 nucleotides long. RefSeq names its product BCL2/adenovirus E1B 19 kDa protein-interacting protein 2-like. The coding region runs from base 593 to 1645 and encodes 350 amino acids. Gene Ontology annotation, biological process: apoptotic process. The record is from RefSeq and is a predicted model, not a curated record. The transcript has 10 exons. Lineage: Eukaryota; Metazoa; Chordata; Actinopteri; Osteoglossiformes; Osteoglossidae. Gene Ontology annotation, cellular component: cytoplasm.
GUGCAGGAACGUCAUCGCAGACACGAAAUUCACCUGAUCAUGCAUUCCAAUAAAAUGAUCAGUCGUUAUUAUUAACAUUUAGAACCCAAGUUCAUACGAUCCCUUUUAAUGUAACACCGAAAAUCUGUACCGUUCACAUCCGCCCGGUGUGUAGGUUUCACCAUGGCAUGGUAAAGUACGUAUUUUUCACUCUGAAAUACUACCAUGUGAUCAGCGAGCAGGGAGUCCUUCCCCAGACAUGAACACACAAGUCCGGCUCGAGCUCCGCACCAUGUAAAUACAGGCGCGGCAGCGCGGAGCGCGUUGCCAUGGCAACGCGGGGUGCUGGAGGGGAGUGGAAACGCGGCGCACCUGGUGUCUCAGGUGCGGCGUUUGAGUCACGGCGCUCGGCGCUUUCCCAUUGGCUGCGACGGUUGUGGGCGUGGCCGGGUGCGGAUCGGCAGGUGGAGCGACGAGAGGAGUUUGUGGACACUCAGACAGGGUAAAGAAAGAGUAAAGGACCGGGUAACUGAAAUAGCGCAGCGAAGACUGGAGCGGUCUCGAUUUCUACAGGGGUCCUGAAGACACCAAGGCGUUCCACAACAUUGGGGACAUGGAGCUGAGCGAGGAGUGGCAGGACGAGGACCCGCCCAGGUCAGGGGCCCACCCUCUCACCCCUGGCUCUCCCCGUACCAUGUUUACAACAGGGCUGCUUCCCGAGGACAUGGCAAGCCCAGCAGGUGGACAGCAGGGUCCUACAGACGACGGAGACCGACAAGCCCCACCCCAAAGCCUGGCUCUCUCCGGAAGCUACCCCAGGAAGAAGCGCCUGGUGGCCCCCACCCUCAGCCUCACGCUGGACCGUAGCGAUUCGGUCUUCUCUGAGGACUUCACCUCCGCUGCCCUGUCUCCUUCCCCUGAUGAUGAUGAAGACCUGGACAUCAACCUCGAUGCCAUGGAAACACCCUCUGACAGCGAGUCCUGCACGUUCCCUGGGAGUAUGGUGGACCUCGAGUGGGAGGAUGACCUGCCGCGGACAGGCCGGGUACGAGGCGGGGCCCUGCGCUCCUCUAUGCAGGAGCAGGUGGACACGGGUCACCUGGAGCUGGACCAGGUGGACAGCCGUGGGCGCAGGUGGCGUCGCUUCCACAUCGCUGGGCAGGAGUGCCGAGUGGACAUGACCGUGCUGGAGCCCUACCUGCAGGUGCUGUCCCACGGGGGUUACUAUGGUGAAGGAAUGAACGCCGUCAUCGUGUUGUCCUCCUGCUACCUUCCGGAAAACACCAUAGAGGACUAUCAGUACGUCAUGGACAACCUUUUCAGGUACAUUGUGGGCACCUUGGAUCUGAUGGUGUCGGAGAACUACGUCAUGGUUUACCUGUGCGGGAUGGCGCCUCGCAGCAAGAUGCCCAACAUCAAGUGGUUGCGCCAGUGCUACACCACCAUCGACAGGAGGCUGAGGAAGAACCUGAAAGGCCUGUUUGUUGUUCACCCCAUCUGGUACAUCAAGGCCCUCAUCACCAUCAUCAAGCCCUUUGUCAGUGUCAAGUUCAGCCGGAAGCUACACCUGGUGCACAGCCUGCGGGAACUGGCCCGGUUCCUCCCCAUGGAGCGGGUGCAGAUCCCUGACUGCGUGCGCAGGUUUGAUGAGUCGAUCGACAGAUAACGUACACAGAGGAUGGACACUACAGUUCCUGGACAACUGGACAUCCCCGGGGAGAAAAAGUGGACACCGUGGAACUUGUAACGGCGCGGGGAUGUUCUGAACAUCUGCAAAAUGUCCCCGGAGCCUCCGAGAUCCAACCAAAAUACCUUCCUGUCGCAGACUAUGUUCAAGAGCUCGCCUCAUCUUUAGAGCGCGACUUCCACGUUGCCAUGGAAACGGUCAGUCUGCAUCCUCUUUGACACAGCAGAGAUUGUAGCUGAGAGCUGUGUAACAACAGAGCCAUUGUGUUGACCGAGAGGGCUGGGCUCUGCCGCUUGAGUGCGUGUGUGUGUGAGCACGUUCAGGGUGCUGAAAGAAGCUUGCUGCUGGUUUUUCCUCAUUUCAACUUCAAUGCAAACCUUGCACUUCCAUGGUAACAGUGCUGUGGAUCAGGAGUUCCUACUCAGACUUGACUUAAAUCACAACAGUUUUUCUGGGGGGGGGCGGUCAAUACUGUAUAUUGUACAUGUGUAGGAUUUUUGUUUUUUGUUCAUACUCAUAAGGGAUUAAUGGUUUUGUAUUAAUAUUUAUUGCUGCCGUACGUUGGUGGCUUGCUUAAAGCUACUUGCUAAACUUCAUACUCAUAAUAAAAGUUUGUCUGCAUCUAUGAGUGGUCGUUUGGUAGAGGGUGAGAUGUUCACCUUCUCUGGGUUCCGUCAGCAGCUGGAGCUCAGUUACUGACCCGUGUGUGUGUGUAAAUCUGAUGAGACCUCCUGAAUCCAGAUGUUCAAGGUUGGAUGGUGUUUCUGCUACUGUCCUCAAUUUGAACGAGAUGUGACACCAUCAGUGUAAAACUCCAGCUUUGUGGUCAGUGAAGCAAUUCCAUGCAGGAACAGUAGGUGGCGUAGUGGUUACAGCUGUUACCGUGCGCUCCAAAAACCCAGGUUUGAA